Molecule: messenger RNA, 1586 nt
Organism: Morus notabilis
Lineage: Eukaryota; Viridiplantae; Streptophyta; Magnoliopsida; Rosales; Moraceae
Product: general transcription factor IIH subunit 2
Exons: 4
Coding region: 29-1300 (423 amino acids)
Biological process (GO): regulation of transcription by RNA polymerase II; DNA-templated transcription; nucleotide-excision repair
Cellular component (GO): transcription factor TFIIH holo complex; transcription factor TFIIH core complex
Molecular function (GO): zinc ion binding
Source: RefSeq, a predicted model, not a curated record
UUUUUUUUAGGUCUCAAAGUGAAGGAACAUGAACAACAAUGGCGAGGAAAGAAGACUGAACGGAGCAGCAGAGGACGACGACGACGACGAAGACGACGACGGAAAUGGUCGAGGCCUUGAGGCCUGGGAGAGAACCUACGCCGACGAGAGGUCCUGGGAAUCUCUUCAAGAGGACGAGUCGGGUCUUCUCCGACCCAUCGAUAACAAGACCUUUUACCAUGCCCAGUAUCGCCGCCGUCUUCGCUCCGCUUCCGCCGUUCGAAUCCAGAAGGGCCUCAUUCGCUACCUCUUCCUUGUCAUUGAUCUCUCCAAGGCGGCUGCGGAGAUGGAUUUCCGGCCAAGUCGAAUGGCUGUAGUGGCAAAGCAUGUUGAGGCUUUCAUUAGAGAGUUCUUUGACCAGAAUCCGCUUAGUCAAGUUGGCCUAGUGACUAUUAAAGAUGGCGUUGCUCAUUGCUUAACGGAUCUCGGUGGCAGUCCAGAGUCUCAUGUGAAAUCUUUGAUGGGUAAAUUGGAAUGCUCCGGUGAAUCUUCUAUACAGAACGCUCUGGAUCUUGUUCAUGACUAUCUAAAUCAGAUUCCAUCAUAUGGCCACCGUGAAGUUCUUAUCUUUUAUUCGGCCCUAAGUACGUGUGAUCCAGGUGAUAUAAUGGAGACCAUCCAGAAAUGUAAGAAAUCUAAAAUAAGGUGUUCAGUUAUUGGGCUCUCAGCAGAAAUUUUUAUAUGCAAACAUCUCUGCCAAGAAACUGGUGGCUCAUACUCCGUUGCGUUGGAUGAGUCUCACUUCAAAGAAUUGAUACUCGAGCAUGCACCCCCACCUCCAGCAAUAGCUGAGUAUGCAAUUGCUAAUUUGAUCAAGAUGGGCUUCCCACAAAGAGCAGCAGAGAGCUCUAUUGCAAUCUGUUCAUGUCAUAAGGAAGCAAAGGCAGGAGGUGGAUACACUUGUCCUAGAUGCAAGGCGCGUGUUUGUGAGCUACCUACAGAGUGUCAAACUUGUGGAUUGACGCUCAUUUCUUCACCCCAUUUGGCAAGAUCUUAUCAUCAUCUCUUUCCGAUAGUACCGUUUGAUGAGAUGUCUACAUCACUACUAAGUGAUCCACAUAGAAAAUUAUCGAAAGCUUGUUUUGGCUGCCAACAGAGUCUCCUUGGUUUUGGAAAUAAACCUGGUCCCCGUGUUUCAUGCCCAAAAUGCAAGCAUCAAUUUUGCCUCGACUGCGACAUUUAUAUUCAUGAGAGCUUGCACAACUGCCCAGGUUGUGAGAGUGCAAGGCAUUCUAAGCCAGUUGCUAUGAGUGAAGAAUAAUGAACCAGACUGCUCCAGACUUCCAUAAGAUUCUUCUGCCACCAUCAGAUACAUUGGUCUGAUGCUCCCUCAUUAGCUCUUCUUUUCGGCUUCUCAAAACUCAAAUUACAGAAGUAUACAUGGCCGCUAUUGCUGCCAACUCCACAUGUUUGUGUAUUUUCCGAGUACACCGGUAUUUACCUUGAUCCAAAGAGGACGCAUUAAUUUUGUUCUCACGCUAAUCUGUUACAUGAUAAAACUAGAUUUUUCAAUAUGAAUGCCUUUUUUUCCCUCCCUUUAUCAUUCA